Pestalotiopsis fici W106-1 is the source of this 1881-nucleotide messenger RNA. RefSeq lists its product as uncharacterized. The transcript is spliced from 3 exons. Bases 1 to 1881 code for a protein of 626 amino acids. The record is from RefSeq and is a predicted model, not a curated record. Gene Ontology annotation, molecular function: pyridoxal phosphate binding; transaminase activity. Gene Ontology annotation, biological process: biosynthetic process. Lineage: Eukaryota; Fungi; Ascomycota; Sordariomycetes; Amphisphaeriales; Sporocadaceae.
AUGGAAGAGGCCCAAUGGAUCGAGCAGCUUGCGCGAGGCGAGUCCUCCAAGCCGCUGCCCAAGGACAUGAGCCAUCACUACUCAGAGGUGACCAAGAGGCGCACGCCGAGCAAAAUGAAGGAGUACUACAAGUACUUUCUGAUCCCCGGCAUUGGACAGCUCGCUGGAGGUCUACCGCAUAGAAGCUUCUUCCCUUACGAUACCCUCGAGGCGCAGGCGGCAAAACCUGAGAGAUUCACGCCCUCGCCAAACCACCCAACCGCAGACUCCAUCUCGUCGCGAUUGGAAUCCACCUCCAUCUCGAGUCACAAGAAGUCCGACCCGUCCGCCGCAUCGCACAUCACUGUCCCGGCGCUCGCUACUCCCUCCGAUCCGCUCAAGAAGAUUGACUUGGCAACGGCUCUGCAGUAUGGCCAGGCCAGCGGCUACCCACCACUCGUCUCAUUUCUCAGACAAUUUGCCCGCGAGAACUUACACCCCAAUGUCCCGUACCGAGGCGGACCCGAGGUGGUCCUCACAGUCGGCUCGACCGAUGGCAUGUCCAAAUCGCUGGAGUUGUUCACAAACAUAUGGAACGAAGGCAAGGACGACAUUAGCGAGCGGCCGGGUCUCUUGAGCGAGGUCUUCAUGUACGGCAAUGUCCUCAGCCAGGCGCAGCCGCGAGGCGUACAAGUCGUGCCCGUGGAAAUGGACGAGGGUGGCAUGGCUGUGGACGGCCCUGGAGGACUGGAAGAUGUCCUCGCCAACUGGGACCCCGCCAAGGGAAAGAGGCCGCACAUGAUGUAUACUGUGACUAUGGGUCACAACCCGACCAGUGGUGUACUGUCCCUGGAGCGUCGCAAGGAAAUCUACGCCGUCUGCAGCAAGUACGAUGUGAUCAUCAUUGAGGAUGAUCCAUAUUGGUAUCUUCAGUACCCUUCGGCCAUCGUCGAGGAAGCCAAGGCACGUGGCCUGCCCACGCCCAAGCCCGAGAUGGCAAACACCUUGGCCCGGACGUCUGGAUAUCCUUAUCUGGACUCGCUAGCCCCGUCAUUCCUCAACAUUGACAUCGAUGGUCGUGUUGUGCGUCUUGAUACUUUCUCCAAGACUGUCGCCCCCGGUUGCCGUGUCGGAUACAUCACCGCGUCUCCCGAGAUUUGCGAGCGCUUUGUCCGCAUCGGCGAGACGGGUACCCAGGGACCAUCGGGCUUUGUGCAGUCCAUGCUCGCCGAGAUUCUGAUUGGACAUCAGCCCGAGGCCACGUCGCGCUUCCAGGUGGCCAAGAAUCAAAACACCUUUACCGGCUGGAACGUCGACGGCUGGGUUCGCUGGCUCGCUGGACUGCGCGGCAUGUACGAGCGUCGCAUGCAACGGAUGAGCUCGAUUCUCGAGGAGGGCGCCUACCAACUCAAGCAGAGCACGCCGUCCCGGGACGCCGACUCGGACUGGGGCGUCAUUACCAAGACGCAGCUGUAUGAUUUCGACUGGCCCCGCGGUGGCAUGUUCCUGUGGUUGCGCAUGCGCUACGAGACGCACCCGCUGUGGAAGGCUGUGGGCUCGGCCGGCAACGUCAUCAACGGCGUGGCCCUGUCGACGGCGCUCAUGAUCUUUUUGACGCGCAAGCCUUACCUGGUGCUGGUGAGCCCGGGUUUCAUGUUCAGCGCCACGCCCGAGAUUCGGGAACAGAGAGGCUGGGCCUAUUUCCGGCUCUGCUUUGCCGCCGAGUCGGAAGAGAAUAUUGAUCGCUGCUCUGAGCGCUUCGUGGCUGGCGUGCAGCAGUUUUGGCGCAUCAAGAAGGUCAAGGACCUGGAAGAGAUUCUGGCCGACGGCCCGGGUGGUUCAUCGGCGAGUACACUGGAUACCGAUGGACUGGUAGACUUGUCGACACCCAUGGGAUGUUAG